Messenger RNA from Ziziphus jujuba (common jujube), 1253 nucleotides. RefSeq names its product (S)-coclaurine N-methyltransferase-like. The coding region runs from base 46 to 1161 and encodes 371 amino acids. NCBI's taxonomy places the organism in Eukaryota, Viridiplantae, Streptophyta, Magnoliopsida, Rosales, Rhamnaceae. The transcript has 8 exons. The record is from RefSeq and is a predicted model, not a curated record.
AUAAAACCAGAAGUUUUAACACUGAGUUAGGGAAGAGAAUUAACAAUGUAUGGAAUUCUACAGGCACCGUUUGAUGCAAUCAUGAGACUGAUGAUCUCUUCUCUGCACCGCAACAUCCUACCGGACGGUGUCCUAAGAAGGCUCAUCCGCUUGUUCUUAGCCAGUCGUCUUCGUUACGGUUAUAGACCCUCGGCCCAACUUCAGCUCUCCCAACUUCUCCAAUUUGUUCACUCUUUGAAAGAAAUGCCUAUAGCCUUGAGCACGGAUCAGCAAGAGUCUGAUAUCCUUUAUGAAUUACCAACGUCUUUCUUCAAGAUGGUGCUCGGAAAGAAUCUUAAAUUCAGCUGCUAUUACUUCUCUGAUAAGUCAAGCACAUUGGAGGAUGCUGAAGAAGCAAUGUUGGAGCUUUACUGUGAGAGAGCCCAAAUAAAAGAUGGCCAAAGUAUUUUGGAUAUUGGAUGUGGGUGGGGAUCACUCUGUCUGUACAUUGCACAAAAGUAUAAGAACUGCAGCGUUGCUGGGAUUACCGAUUCAGUAUCGCAGAAAGAAUAUGUUGAUGAACAGUGCCGAGAUCUUCAGCUACAGAAUGUAGAGAUCAUUGCAGCUGAUAUUACCACAUUUGAAAGGGAGGCAUGUUAUGACCGAAUAUUUUCAAUUGGAACGUUUGAGCACAUGAAAAACUACAGAGAUCUUCUCAAAAAGAUUUCCUGCUGGAUGAAACAAGAUAGUCUUCUAUUUGUUGAUCAUAUCUGUCAUAAAGCAUUUGCUUACCGCUUUGAGGAUGUAAAUGAGAACGAUUGGAUCGCAAAAUACGAUUGGCUCAGUAGAAACUUUCUAGCGGGAGGUACAAUGCUAUCGGCCAAUUUACUACUUUAUUUUCAAGACGAUGUUUCUGUUGUCAAUCAAUGGCUUUUGAAUGGGAAUCAUAAUUCACGAACAUGUGAAGAGUGGCUCAAAAGAAUGGAUCAAAAUUGGUCUUCUAUAAAACCAAUUAUGGAGUCAACUUAUGGCAAGGAUUCAGCUAUGAAGUGGACUGUCUAUUGGAGAUCAUUCUUCAUAUUUUUUAUUGAAUUCUUUAAAUUCAACAAUGGAGAAGAGUGGAUGGUUGCUCAUUAUCUUUUCAGAAAGAAAGGAAAUAAUGAAGCCUCCAUUACAAUAUGAGGCAAUCUUCAGCGAAAAACAUAAAACUUAUGGCAUAUCCUAGUUGUUUUUGUGGGAAUGUAUUACUAUUAAUUGGCCUUUGUUAUGAAACA